AUGUCCAAAAAGGAUGAAGCUGAGAAAGCCAUCUUGGAAAUUUUCAAGAAAGUGCAAGUUAACAUUCCUCUCCUUGAGGCCAUAAAGCAAGUUCCCAAGUACGCUAAGUUUUUGAAGGAGCUUUGUACCACAAGGAGACAAAACUAUGAGAAAGAAGUGGUGAAGAUAAGUGAGAAUGUCUCAGCUGUGCUUCAACGCAAAAUUCCUAAGAAGUGUAAGGAUCCAGCGAGUUUUUCUAUCCAUUGUGUUGGUGAGCUUAUCUUUCCAGCUGAUUUCUAUGUGUUGGAAAUAGAGGAAUCCUCUUCUUGUUCAAUGCCAUUGUUUCUAGGUCGCCCUUUCAUGAGGAUGGCUAAGACCAAAAUUGAUGUGUACUCUGGCUCUUUAACAAUGGAAUUUGAUGGAGAAGUUGUUGGCUUCAACAUCUUUGAAGCUAUUAGGUAUCCUUUAGUUGAUUUGCCUACAUGCUUUUCUAUUGGUAUACUUGUUGAUCUUGCGCAUAAAUUCAUGGAGAUUAUGGAUGAGGAUACUAUGGCUUCUACCAUUGCAAAUGGCGUUGGAUUCACCAUGGUUGGUGCCACCAUCCCUAAGGAAGAGCUCACAUAUUCCAAUGAUGGAGCCAUCAUUGAACAUGUUGCUUCUCUUGAGGCAACACCAUUUGUUUCAAGGUAUGUUUCUCCUUUGUCCAUUCCCAUUUCAACUGAUAAACAUCUACCUUUAGUGAUUCAAGCACCUACUUUAGAACUUAAGCAACUCCCAGAUCACUUGAAGUUUGCUUAUUUGGGAGACAAGGAAACGUUACCUUUGAUUAUAUCAUCAUCAUUGACACCAACUCAAGAAAGAAAGCUUGUGGAUAUGCUCAAGGAACACAAGACUGCAAUUGGUUGGACUUUAGUUGACAUCAAGGGAAUUAGCCCCACCACUUGUGUUCACAGGGUUUUGCUUGAGGAAGGAGCUAAGCCUACUAGAGAGGCCCAGAGACGUCUAAAUCCAGCUAUGAUUGAGGUUGUGAAGAAGAAGGUUGUGCCAAAGAAGUUUGGGAUCAUAGUUGUUAAGAAUGCAGGGAACGAGUUGGUACCUCAGAGAAUUGUAACUAGACAUCGAGUUUGCAUUGACUAUAGGAAGCUCAAUGCCACCACUAGAAAGGAUCACUUUCCUUUGCCCUCCAUUGAUAAGAUGCUUGAGAGAUUCGCUGGCCAUGAGUUUUAUUGCUUUUUAGAUGGUUAUCAUGGUUACUAUCAAAUCGCCAUUGCUAAUGAGAUUCAAGAGAAAACUACUUUCACUUGUCCUUUUGGGACAUUUGCCUAUAAACGUAUGCCUUUUGGACUUUGCAACGCCCCAGGUUUCCACAGGCGCUUUAUCAAUGACUUUUCCAAGAUUUCUAGACCUCUAUGUCGUUUGCUCCAAAAGAAUGUGGCGUUUGAGUUCAAUGAGGAUUGCAAGAAGGCGUUCAACACUUUGAAGGAGCUCUUGACUUCUGCCCUAAUCAUGCUUCCUCCAAAUUGGUCUCUGCCCUUUGAGAUCACGUGUGACGCCUCAGAUUAUGUAGUUGGAGCUGUGCUUGACCAAAGAAAAGAAAAGAAGCCACACGCCAUCUACUAUGCUUCUAGAACCCUUAAUGAUGUUCAACUCAAUUAUUCUACAACUGAAAAAGAAUUAUUAGCUGUUGUUUUUGCCUUAGAAAAAUUUUGA
Messenger RNA from Rosa chinensis, 1689 nucleotides. RefSeq lists its product as uncharacterized. The record is from RefSeq and is a predicted model, not a curated record. The coding region runs from base 1 to 1689 and encodes 562 amino acids. Lineage: Eukaryota; Viridiplantae; Streptophyta; Magnoliopsida; Rosales; Rosaceae. The transcript is spliced from 4 exons.